AGAAAGAGAUGAGAGAGAAGUAGAGAUCGCCGUCAUCGGCCGGUAGUAAGAGAUGAUGAGUUCACUCUCUAAAUCUGAAUUCUGUUUAAUCAGAUUAUACAGUAGUAGACCUUCCUGGGUUCCUUCUUUCAUUACAAAAUGGACUCGUUCUUCUUCUUCUAGGUCGUCUCCGAAAUCUGCAAGUCCUGAUUUCCUCAUCAAUCAUAAAGACUGGUUAAGCCCUAAUGAAGUUGUUAAGAUUUUCCAAACCCUUGAAGAUCCAACUUUAGCAAUUUCGGCCUUCAAUGAAAUCUCCAAGCGUAAGGACUACAGGCCAACUGAAGCCGUCUAUACAUCAGUCAUCACUAAGCUAGCACAGGCCAAACAUUUCGACGCAAUUGAAGAGUUAAUGCAGAGAAUCAAGAUCGAAAGAAGUUGCAGGCUUUCCGAUGAUUUCUUCUACCAUGUAAUCAAGAUAUACGGUCAUUUAGCUGGCCGAAUAAACCGAGCAAUCGAGACCCUUUUCGAUAUGCCGAAUUACAAAUGUUGGCCAACUAUCAAAACCUUCAAUUUCGUUCUCAAUUUACUUGUGUCCACUAAGCAAUUCGAUAUUAUCCAUGAGGUUUAUAUGGGUGCUUCGAAAUUAGGAGUUGAAAUUGACGCCUGUUGUUUGAACAUCCUAAUCAAAGGGCUAUGUGGAUGUGGUGACCUGAAUGGUGCACUCCAACUGCUCGACGAAUUUCCUAAACAACAUUGCAAGCCAAAUGUGAGAACAUACUCAACUCUAAUGCACGGUUUGUUUGAACGCAGGCGAUUUGAUGAAGCGUUUGGGUUGUUCGAGAGGAUGGAGAAAGAGGGAAUUGAGUUAGACACGAUUGCUUACAAUACUCUGAUUUGGGGGAUGAGGAAACAGGGAGGGAAAGUGGAAGAAGGAGUUGAGCUUUUAAGGAGAAUGAGAUUUAAAGGGUGUGAACCAAAUGAAGCAACUUAUCAGGAGGUGGUGUAUGGAUUGCUUGAAGGGAAGAAGUUUGUGGAAGCUAAGGAUUUUAUGGAUAGGAUGAUGUCUACAGGUGGAAGGCCAAGUUAUGACUCGUUUAAGUUGUUGAUCAAUGGGCUGUGUAGUCAAGGUCUGGUUGAAGAUGUGAACUGGGCUGUUAAGAAAAUGGUUUGUUAUGGUUAUGCUCCGAAAAAGGGUAUGUGGGCACCAAUGAUUCGUCUGCUGAUGGUGUCGAGAAAUAGAAGCAAUAAUGAGCUUCUCUUGGAAGAAAUUAUUGGAAAUGGAUGAUGGUGUGAUGCAUGUACCUGAAAUGAAACUAUGAAUCAGAUAGAUAGAUAGAUAAUACCCUAAUCAAACCUCAACUUGUAAUGGAGUUUAUCAAUGGCCUUGUCUUGCUAUGCUAUCAAACUUUUUAUUUUAUC
Molecule: messenger RNA, 1398 nt
Organism: Impatiens glandulifera
Lineage: Eukaryota; Viridiplantae; Streptophyta; Magnoliopsida; Ericales; Balsaminaceae
Product: pentatricopeptide repeat-containing protein At3g14580, mitochondrial
Exons: 1
Coding region: 53-1264 (403 amino acids)
Molecular function (GO): protein binding
Source: RefSeq, a predicted model, not a curated record